GUGAGGCGUGGUAUAUAAGAGAUAACACUGUUCGAACUUAGCAAAUUGUAUCGCAAAACUUUGAACAUAUCAGCCCUACCAAAGAUGAUCGCGAUAUAUUUGGUGUUUCUACUUUUAUUAAGUGGUACGAUCGCACAUGGGUACGAAAAUGGGACACAGUGUUACAAUAGAUUCGAGUACGAAUACCAGGUGCUAGAGAAGCUGGUUAAAGCAGAGCAGGAUCGCACUCGUCUUAAUGAAAAACUCAGUAAUGUGGACAGUACACUAUCUGAUAAAUCAAAAGAGAUUGAAACACUGAAUGCACGAAUUGCUAUGUUCGAAAGCACAAUCGCUAUCUCAGCCGGAAGUACCUACAUUCGAUGGGGACGGAACACAUGUCCUGACGACACCGGAAGCAAGCUUGUUUACAAAGGAUUCGCCGCUGGGCCUCAUUUUGCACAUUCUGGUGGUGGCUCAGAUUAUCUUUGUCUUCCGGAGGAUCCAAUAUUUGAGGUAAAUCAAAUCGGAGGAGCAAGGGAACUCAUUUAUGGCGCAGAGUAUGGUACACGGGGCACCUUUAUGAAUCAACUUCAUAACAAUGAUGUCCCAUGUGCUGUUUGCAAAACCAAUAGUACAAAUAUCCUCAUGAUUCCCGCCAGAAAGGCUUGCUAUCCUGGUUGGAAAACCGAAUACUGGGGCUACCUUAUGACGUCAUAUUACAAGCAUGCUUCACAGAAUAGCUACGCGUGUAUGGAUGCUGAUCCUGAGUAUAUCCCCGGUGGAAAUGCUGACCAGAAUGGAGCGUUAUUUUUCUUUGUGGAGGGACGUUGUGGUUCAUUGACAUGUCCACCAUAUAUUGAAGGUCAUGAGUUGACUUGCGUCGUUUGUUCCCUGCAGCCAUGAUUAAAAAUGUAAGGAUCUGCUCUUAAUAUGCAAUAUAACAUUUUAUAUUUUAAUAACAUGGGGUAGAUCUAGGUGCGCUGCGGCUAACUGACAUGCUCAACCUAUGUUGAGGGUUACGAGUUGACAUGUGUCUCGUGCUCCUUACAUGUAUGAUUGUUGUAAAAUACAAUUAUUUCUGUUCAGUUAAAUGCAGUACAUUUAAAAAUAUGUAUAAGUCAAAUGACAUCAACGGACAUGUCGCACAACGUAUUUUGUAAAUGGCCCUGAGCCAAUAAACGAAUACACAGGAAAUUGGCCCCUACUGUGACACGAGUGCAAUUAGCACAGGAUACACAGAAGGGGAUUAUCAUGCCAAACAUCCCUUAAACUAGGCCUUUAAGCAUUACAAUGUCAAUGUUAUUAAAGAACAAAAUAAGAACUGCUUUAACUUUAUCUGUAACGUCUUUUCAGUCGUUUUUACUUUUUACUUAUCAGUAAUCAGUAAGCAAUUACCUUUCAAACGUCACCAAGCGUAUGUGAAAUAGAAUCACCUGGGGUGGUAUUCAAUAUUGGUCUUAUUUGGAUCUAAGAAUGAUGUAGCUAAUCGGAUUGCGAGAUAUGAAUAAACGAUAUAUACAGUGAAUGGAGGCAAUGAUGUAUGACCAUAAGAUUGAAUCAAGUUGCAUAUUGAAUACCAACCCAGGUAUCACAAUUUUAUAUUACGGCCGAUGGCAUGAAAAUAAAACAGUUGUGUAAAGAAAACAAGAUAUACGACAUUCUACAUUCAAAAAUUGUAUGUCGUGCUGGCAUGAACUUAAACAUUGGAUAUUCAGAAAAUGAUUUUCGUGCUGGCACGAUAUUGGAUAUUCAAAAACCUGAUUUGACAUAAAAUGAAUGUCUUGCUAUCACGAAAUUAAACACUGAUUAUUGUACGACAUUGGACAUUUAAAAAAAUGAAUGUCGUGCUGGCACGUCAAGGGACAUUCAAAAAUUGAUGUUGGGAUGGCACGAUAUUUGACAUUGAUCGUUCAUAAGUAAGAAUGAAUGGCGUUUAGACAUGCCAUUCAUUUUUAAAUGUCCAAUGUCGUUGUCAGCACGAAAUUCAUUUUAAUAUUGAGUACAAAAUACCCAAUGUCAUGCCAGCAUUACAUUUAUUCAGUGUUUGGACGUCCAAUGUCGUGUAAUUUCUAAGGCAACUGUGCACCAGAUGACCAGUUUGCAAGAAUUUUGUUUUGUCGAAAACUGACAUAAUCUGGGUAUUGAUGUGUACAAUGCAUUGGAACUUACUAAAUGAAGUACCACAUAGUUUACAAUCUAUUUAAGUUUAGCAGUUAUUUCGUAUUUUUCCAUUCAAAAAGUUUACUGGGUAUGUCUACCUAUUAGAAUUCAUUCCUUAUGCGUGUUUGGCUAGUCGAUGUUAUCACGUGAUAUUACCAAGUUAGGUAUAUAGCUUAAAUAUACCAAUCGUUUGAAGCAAUCCUUCGUAGCUCAGUUGAUACAGCGCUCAACUGCAAUUUUGGCGACACGGGUUCGAACCCGGUCUCCGACACAAUUUUAUUUUACAUUUUGGUACUUUUUUACAAUUAUGAUAUCAAAGCGUUACACAUUCUAUUAAAGAAUUGUCCUGAGAUUCAUUAGAGAUAAAUAUUUAUUUUGGUGCCAAUCUGGUGUUCAGUCCCUUUAAUGUCUAAUGUCAAAUACCGCGCCAGCACGACAUUUAUUUCAUUUUGAAUAAUCAAUGUCAUUCCAGCACUACAUUCCGUUUUGUAAUGUCCAAAGUCCAAUGUCGUGUCAGUGUGAAAUUCAUAUUUGGAAUGUCUAAUGUCCAAUGUCCAAAGAUUUGCCAGCAAGACAUUCAUGUUUGAAUUUCACAUGUCGUGCCAACACGAUAUUGAGUUCUUUCAAAAGGAUGUUUUCAUUGAAUUGAUCUUAUGCUUCUGUUGGUGCUCGCUUUCUUCUUAUGGUUAAUGUUUGUAUGCUUGUAUAUAUGUCUAUAAAAUGGUAUAUAUUUGUAAAUACGUUGAUUUGGAUAAACGUAUUUAUCUUAACCUAUUUCUGAGAAGUGUUUGUGCAUCGAUGAGUUCACAGUGAUACCGUCAUCGUUACAAUCGCUAUCAUAAU
This is a messenger RNA of Mya arenaria, 2982 nucleotides long. RefSeq lists its product as uncharacterized. The transcript is spliced from 2 exons. Lineage: Eukaryota; Metazoa; Mollusca; Bivalvia; Myida; Myidae. Bases 85 to 882 code for a protein of 265 amino acids. The record is from RefSeq and is a predicted model, not a curated record.